AUGAGGGGAGGGGGAAUUGCCGGAUUGCCCUCGCCUUUCGAAGUCAACAUUCUUGAUGGUUCCGCCUCAGCUAUUCCUGGUUCCGCCACCCCUGAUUCCGCCACCCCUGGUUCCGCCACCCCUAGUUCCGCCACCCCUGGUUCCGCUGGCGGCGCACAGGUGUUACCUGGGGGAGGGGGGUCCGGGGAAGCUGUCACGUUUGAGCCGCUGCCGAUCCGACCUCCUCCGUCACCGCCUGCUUCUUCUGCUUCCGGUGCUGCUGGCAGUGGCAACAACCCUGGUGCUAGUGGUGCUGCUGGCAGUGGCAACACCCCUGGUGCCAGUUAUGCUGCCAGUGGUGCUGCUGCUGCAGCAGCUGGUGCGGUGAUAGGAGGUUCGGGAGGCGUGACAAGCGGUGCAGCUAUGGGAGGGUUGGCUGCAAAGGCGGCUGGGAAGGGGAAGGGGUGGAAGGCGGGGGAAGCAGCGGCCAUAGCUGCUGCUACUGGAGGGGGGCUGGGGGCGCUUGGAAGAGCUCUGGGCGGAGGCCUGGCGGGAGGUUUGGCAGGAGGGGUCAACCACACCAGGCUUUCCCACUACGACCCCUCUUCCUCUGCCAGUGCUCCCAAUUCUUCCCGCCCUUAG
Molecule: messenger RNA, 621 nt
Organism: Closterium sp. Naga37s-1
Lineage: Eukaryota; Viridiplantae; Streptophyta; Zygnematophyceae; Desmidiales; Closteriaceae
Source: the annotation of a GenBank genome assembly